AUGGCUUCCGCUCGACGUAGUUGGCGUCUCGAUUCUAAAGAAAUUUUUGAUGUUUUGGUAAAUGAUGUUGACUCAGACAUUGAGGAAGACCCGGAAAUUCAAAUUGAAGAGGUAAUUCAAGACUUACAUGAGGUGGUUUCGGUCCAAGAUCAUGAAAAUGAUGAUGCUGACAUGUCAGAGAACGUAUCUGAACCAGAACAGGGUCGAAGUCGAGGUCGCUCGAGACCUACACUUCGAGGCAGAACGAGAUCGCGCGGCGGACGCGUUCGGUCAGGGGCGCGCUCGACUACCCGCUGCAGCAGCGGCAGACAUGCAUCAACUUCUAUCAGGGAAAUGGAUGAAGCUAAUGGAUGGUCAUACGAAGCAGUGCAGCAGCCGCCGGAAAAUCCAGUAUUUCAAGAAAUAUCUCGCGUAUUAGCCCCGAUUGAUGAAAAUUCGUCACUGUUCGAUUGUUUCUCAAUUUUUUUUCCUGAUUCUUUUUGGAAAUUGCUCAAGACUGAAACAAAUCGUUAUGCAGCUCAAAUGAAGGCUAAACAAACGCGACAAGACCGUAUUUCGAUGAACUGUGUUUUUUUGUGUGAGAACAGUUUUUAUCCCAAUGAAAACUUGACGAUUGAUGAGGGCACUUGUGGAUUUAGGGGUCGAGUGCACUUCAGAGUUUACAAUAAAGAUAAGCCCGAUAAAUACGGUAUGAAAGUCUACAUGCUAUGUGACGCGGAAACGGGCUACAUACUACGCAUGGUUCCCUAUGUUGGCGACUCAAAAUCUGUCGAGACUAUUAUCGCUGAAUUGAGUGAACCAUAUUUUGGUAAAUGGCACACCAUUUAUAUGGAUCGUUUUUUUACGAGUCCGACAAUUGCGGACUUGCUUUGGCUGAAAGAAACUCGCACUGUAGGCACAGUGAUGGCGAAUCGUCGUGGUCUGCCACAGGUUUGGCGACAACAACCGUUGGAAAAAGCUGAAAUGGCUUUUUGUCACCGCGGCAAUCUAACUGCCUGUAAAUGGAAAGAUAAGCGUGAUGUACUUAUGCUCACGACGAAACACGGAGCUAGCUGGACAGAGGUGGAUACAAAAGCCAAAGGUGUGGGCGAAACCAAAAAGGUGAAACCAGACUGCAUCCUCGACUAUAACCACUACAAAAUUGGCGUAGAUCUCAAUGACCAAUAUGUAUCCUAUUAUUCGUUGAAUAGGAAAAGUAUGAAAUGGUGGAAAAAAAUGUUUUUUAAUUUAGUAGCGCGUUCUCUGGUAAACGCUUACAUUUUGUACAAUAAAUCCAGAGAACAACGACGCCGCCUGCGAUUCUCGCAGUUUCUGAUGGACUCUGGGGAACAACUGGUGGAAACUGCAUCAGAUGCUGAAGCAGGACCCUCCCAUGGUCCACAUGCUGUCGGGACAAGCACGAGGCUCGUCGGUAGGCACUUCAUAGAGAGGAUUCCAAGCUCGGAAAAAAAGGAGAAAGUCGCACGAGUUUGCAAAGUGUGUGCCGACAUUUCAAAAAAAGAAACCGGAAAAAGGGGGCGCAAAGAGACCAUUUAUUACUGCCCAGACUGCAAUGUUCCUUUGUGCUACUAUCCCUGCUUCAAAAUGUUCCACACACAAAAAAAUUACGUUCUUUAG
Messenger RNA from Parnassius apollo (apollo), 1617 nucleotides. Lineage: Eukaryota; Metazoa; Arthropoda; Insecta; Lepidoptera; Papilionidae. The record is from the annotation of a GenBank genome assembly.